AUGAUUCAAAACUAUUGUUAUUGCUUUUCUGGUAUUAUUAUUACUAUCUAUUUCUGCCUCCUAAUUCACGCUCUUGCUUCUCCUUCACUCCACUCUUGCCGCCAUGACCAGAAGAAGGCUCUUUUGGAAUUCAGAGACGAGUUUCCGACUGGUGAUCCGUAUGAUUUACGUCCGUGGAAUAAGAGCAGUGAUUGCUGUCAUUGGGAGGGUGUCACAUGCGAUGAUAGAUAUGGCCAGGUGAUAUCACUCGACCUUUCUGAGAUGUCUCUCAAUAGCUCUCUAAAAACUAAUAGUAGCCUUUUUAGACUCCAAUAUCUUCGUCACCUAAACUUUUUUCGGUGCGAUCUCCAAGGAAACAUUCCUUCUUCAUUAGGAAAUCUUUCUCGUCUCACACUUGUUGACCUUUCUUAUAAUAAUUUGGUAGGUGAGAUUCCGGCUUCAAUAGGUUAUCUAAACCAUCUGACAGAGCUUAGCCUUUCAUUCAAUCAUUUGGUAGGUGAAGUUCCUGUUUCUAUGGGAAACCUAAAUGGUCUAAGAGUCAUUGAUCUUGGCGGCAAUAGCUUGGGUGGCCAUUUUCCUAUUCUAUUCGCCAACUUAACUAAGCUUACCGAUUUAGACAUCAGCUUUAAUAAAUUCACAUCCAUACUUCCAUCAGACAUGAGUGGAUUUCACAACUUGGAGCUUUUCGAUGUUUAUGAUAACUCAUUUGUAGGGCCUUUACCUAAAUCGUUGUUCUCAAUUCCUUCAUUACAAUCUUUAUAUUUGGGAGAAAAUCAAUUUAUGGGACCUAUACAGCUUGGGAAUACAUCUUUGUCAGCCUUUGAGCUUAAGAAUCUAGACCUUUCUGAUAACAACUUUGAUGGCCCAAUCCCGGAAUGCAUAUCUGGAUUUAUCAACCUCUCCCACCUAUACCUUGACCACAACGAUUUCACUGGAUCUCAUGUCUCUUGCAAACCACAAACCGUUAUGAACGACUUUGGACGCCAUUGGUAUAGGAUAAGUGCGAUGGAUACACCAUCAUUGUUCACACGUGACUUCACUGUGGUUAAUGGUUCAAUUACUUUCGGACUAUAUUCAGCUUAUACUCGGUUAAAGUUGGAUGCAAUCUUAUGA
Molecule: messenger RNA, 1113 nt
Organism: Eruca vesicaria subsp. sativa (arugula)
Lineage: Eukaryota; Viridiplantae; Streptophyta; Magnoliopsida; Brassicales; Brassicaceae
Source: the annotation of a GenBank genome assembly